ACAUCCUCUGGAGGAUCCACAGUGGCGUCCCGAUGAGGAGCUACAACUGGCGGAGACACAACCACCCAUUCACGUUGUCCUUCCUGGAGGAGGUGCUGCGCUGGGUCGGCAUGAACGAGGUGCACAAAGCUGUCACCCUCUUCCUGGAUACGCUGGACAAACAGCCGGGCUCCGCCUGGACUCAGAGGAGUUUGUACAGAGAGUUCCUCUUCCUCACUCUGGCAGCUAUGGGCAAAGACCACGUUGGUAAGACUGACUGCCUCACCCCUCUUCCUAUCUGGACGCCAUGCUGAUUAG
Messenger RNA from Anoplopoma fimbria (sablefish), 297 nucleotides. Its product is annotated as DENN domain-containing protein 4B-like. NCBI's taxonomy places the organism in Eukaryota, Metazoa, Chordata, Actinopteri, Perciformes, Anoplopomatidae. The coding region runs from base 33 to 293 and encodes 86 amino acids. The transcript is spliced from 3 exons. The record is from RefSeq and is a predicted model, not a curated record.